Ostreobium quekettii is the source of this 1806-nucleotide messenger RNA. The record is from the annotation of a GenBank genome assembly. Lineage: Eukaryota; Viridiplantae; Chlorophyta; Ulvophyceae; Bryopsidales; Ostreobiaceae.
AUGUGCCCGUUGAAGAUCACAAGGUGCAAAACACCUACCACAGUAUACACUUCGGUGACCCGAGCAAUGCCUUUGUAUGAAAGGCUGGGCUGUGCGUGCAGCCCAAUGCGCCCAAUGCAUCUGAAGCUUGGUGUAGGUGUAGAUGUUGAAUGCAACCACCAACCCAUGGAGGGCGGAAAGGGGGAAAGAGCAAAUGGUUGUGUUCAGGAGGCUGACGUGUGUCAAUGUGGACCAUCCUCAUCAGCCCUGGUUGCCGCGCGGCGUCGCACUUUUGGUGGGUACACGCCCGGCCGCGCAAUCUCCCGCUUUGUGCCCACCAGCCUCCCGCUGCGAUUGGCUGUUCGGCUGGGAAUCCGCAGGCGGACGUAUCUCAACUCAGCGUGGCCCCGCCUGGGGGAUCGGAUGCGCACUUUGGGGGGCAUGAUUCCUGCGCCACACACAAAGAAAGGCCUCCCAACCGGGCCCGUCGCCUUGCGACCACGGCGUCCAGCCGCCUCAGCAUUCCACCUGCGAACGGCACGAAGCCUUGACCGGACCGCGUUUCGUCUUUGCUGCUCCCCGCUGUAUCACGGGGCGCUUUCGUCAAACAUGGCGUGGGGGCCCUUUCGUCGGGAGUCCAUGGAUGCCGGACAGGGCCCUGCCCGAGUUCCGCUGGAUCGGCUAACAAGGCUGCCAAAGGUGCGGGCGUUGUUGACCAGGCUGGAUCAGCUUCCAAGAGUAAAGGAAGACGACGGGGCGGGUCAGCAGCGCCGGUUGACUGGCCGCGAGGUGGAGGAGAACGCCCUCCAAAAGUGCUGGAGGCGCCACGAGGCAGUGGGCGUUCCCACGCGUCCGGCGCCGGCCGACGCACUGAGAUCCGCGUCCCUGCAGAGCUCCUAUGAUCGCUGCGCCAGGGUGACUGCUGAGUACGCCAAGACUUUCUACCUGGGGACCUCUCUGAUGACCCCUGAGAAAGCGCGGGCCACGUGGGCGAUCUACGUAUGGUGCAGGCGCACGGACGAGCUGGUCGACGGGCCCAACGCGCCGAGAAUCACGCCCCAGGCGUUGGACAGGUGGGAGGAGCGGCUGGAGGCGCUGUUCGAGGGUCGCCCCGUGGAUAUGUUGGACGCCGCGCUCACUGACACUAUCGACCGAUUUCCGAUCGACAUCCAACCGUUUCGGGACAUGAUCGGUGGCAUGCGGAUGGAUCUGGUGAAGAGUCGGUACCAGACGUUCGACGAGCUGUAUGAGUACUGUUACCGGGUGGCGGGUGCGGUGGGGCUGAUGACGGCGCCGGUCAUGGGCAUUGACCCAAAGUACGGCGGGCCCUUAGAGCCUGUGUAUCGAGCGUCACUGGCCCUCGGGACGGCCAACCAGCUCACCAAUAUCCUGCGCGAUGUGGGCGAGGACUCUCUGCAGCGCAACCGCAUUUAUGUGCCCACUGAGGAGCUGGACCAAUUCGGCAUCCCCGAGCAGGAGCUCCUGCGCGGCGGUCUGUUCGCCUCGACCAACGGCCGGGUGGACGACCGAUGGCGGGCGUUCAUGAAGUUUCAAAUCAAACGCGCCCGUGAAUUCUUUUUGACGGCGGAGGAGGGCGUGCACGCGCUGGACGCGGACGCGCGCUGGCCCGUGUGGUCCGCCCUCAACCUGUAUCGCCAGAUCCUGGACGCUAUUGAGGAGAACGACUACAACAACUUCACCCAAAGGGCUUAUGUCACUCGGUGGAAGAAGCUGCUGGCGCUGCCCGUGUCAUACGGCCAGGCCAAGUUCCCGAAGAAGGCGCCCUUCGGGCACGCGCCCCCCAGGCCUCGCUAUCAGGAAGGGUAG